Messenger RNA from Xiphophorus hellerii (green swordtail), 2209 nucleotides. RefSeq names its product gastrula zinc finger protein XlCGF57.1-like. The transcript is spliced from 2 exons. Gene Ontology annotation, biological process: regulation of DNA-templated transcription. Gene Ontology annotation, molecular function: DNA-binding transcription factor activity, RNA polymerase II-specific; RNA polymerase II cis-regulatory region sequence-specific DNA binding. NCBI's taxonomy places the organism in Eukaryota, Metazoa, Chordata, Actinopteri, Cyprinodontiformes, Poeciliidae. The record is from RefSeq and is a predicted model, not a curated record. The coding region runs from base 164 to 1945 and encodes 593 amino acids.
CUUCCUCUCAGCGUCACCAGCGGAAGUAAAACAAACAGGCUCCAGCAGCAGCUGGAGGACGGUUGUGUUUUCAUACUUUACUGAAUAUUUCAGUAUUAAUGUGUUAAUUUCCUCAGCCGGGAAUGUUCAGGGUUUAAAGAAAAGCUUCUCGUUGGAGGAAAAGAUGGAGGAUCUCCGCCGGAAACCCGAAACUAAACCGCACAGAGUCGAUUUUCUAAAUCAGCAUGUUUGGAAGGAGGAGGAAGAUCUCUCUGAGCAGCAGCUUUGGACCCAACAGAACUACUCUGUUCUGGACCAGGAGGAACUCAGAUGUCCAGGUAUUAAAGAGGAACAGGAGGAACCAGAACUUCCUGAUGCUGCAGAGGAACAAGAUGAGGAAGUACUGGCAGAUCAGAGGGAACCAGAACAUUUACUGAUCAAAGAGGAACAGGAGGAACUGCAACUUUCACGCAUUAAGAAGGAACCAGAACCUGCAGGAUUCGGAUCAGAUCAAGGGGAACCCGAACAUUUAGUGAUUAAAGAGGAAACAGGACAACCUGAACCUUCACACAUAAAGGAGGAACAGGGUGAACUAGAGCUUUCAGGGGUCAAGAAGGAGCAGGAGGAACCAGAACCUGCAAUAGAACCUGCAGUAGAACCUGGAGGACAUUCAGAACGGUCCCAGUUUGCAGUCGACCUUGAGGAGCCUCAGCUGCUGUCCUUCAUGAUCCACAGCAGUCAGCAGAUCCAGCAGCUGUUGGUGACCCACUCUGCUGAUGGGUUAUUGGACUCCUGGUCGGAUCAGAGGCGCAGCUCCAGGGAACCAGAACUGGAACCAGGAGUGGAUCAUCUGUACAGCCGGUCUGGUUCUGAAGCUCAGGGCCGGAAUGAGCCAGGAAGCAGCGGUCCUGUGUCUGAUAGCCGGGUCCACUCCAACCCGGAACCACCUGUGAAAUGUGACAUCUGUGGGAAAGUGUUCAGGUACGAGCACAGCCUGGUGGAACACCAGGGCGUCCACUCGGGCGUAAAGCCAUACGCCUGCGACACGUGUGGGAAGAGCUUCACGCAGCCUAGCGGGCUGAAGGUCCACAUGAGGAUCCAUACUGGGGAGAGACCCUUCACCUGCGAGACCUGUGGGAAGAGCUUCCGCUACAGCAGCCAUUUCCACGUCCACCGCAGGACUCACACAGGGGAAAACUCCUUCUCCUGCAACACCUGUGGGAAGGUCUUCACUCGGAUUCGCAGCCUGAACGUACACAUGAGGUUUCACACGGGUGACUGGCCGUUUUCCUGUGACACGUGUGGGCGGGGCUUCAGUAACGGCUUCCAGCUGGACGUCCAUAGGAGGACGCACGCCGGCGAGUGGCCCUUCUUCUGUGAGACCUGCGGGAAAGGAUUCUGCAGGCGCUUCAGUCUGAAGGUUCACAGGAAGACGCACACAGCCGAGAGGCCCUACAAGUGUGAAACCUGUGGGAAAAGUUUCCGUGACCCUUCGUAUUUAAACGUUCACAAGAAAACUCACACAGGGGAGAAGUACUCCUGCUCCACGUGUGGGAAGAGCUUCACCCAGCUGGGCAGUUUGAACGUCCACAGCAGGAUGCACACAGGAGAGCGGCCAUAUCUGUGUGUGACGUGUGGAAAAGGUUUCAUCAACAGCAGCCAGCUGAGCCUGCACAGCAGGACUCACACGGGUGAGAAACCAUUUUCCUGCGACGCCUGUGGUCAGAGCUUCUCCAGGAACAGCAGCCUGGUCGUUCACAUGAGGACACACACCGGGGAGAGACCCUACCACUGCAGGACAUGUGGGAAAAACUUCACCCAGUACGGCGUUUUGCAGAUCCACGUCAGAACCCACACCGGGGAAAAACCCUUUUCCUGUUCAGCAUGUGGAAAAAGAUUCAAUCAGAGCAGCAGUCUGAUCAAACACAUGCAGGUUCACACACAGAGGAAGGCUGCUCCUCUCUAAGCCUUCAAAACGUAGAUCUACAGGUUAAAGAAUUUUAGUUAACAUAGACCUGGAGGGUAGAUGUGGGCAAGUCUUCUGGUUGUACCAAGUUCUCUGUCAGGUUUCCCUCAAAUUGCUUCUUUAAAAUUCUUUUGACCUUGUUAAAUUACAGGUUAUGUGAGACAGUUUAAAGUUUGGUUUUAGUUGGAGAUAUUUUUAUUUCUGCUUUCAGAUACAUUAAUAUAAUCUCCAAACAUAACAACAAAGAGUAAAACAUGGCAGGAA